AUGACAGAGCACGAAAAGCUUGACACGGUUGGGCCAGCGCCCACCAUCUCAGCAACCUCAACAUUGCGCAGCGAGACCGCUGAAGAAAUCGAAAAAAGCACAGCACAAGCCAAUCACAAUGCAGAGUCGCAUAGUAGGUCACCAUCGUCUGUCCACAGCAGUCACGACGAAAUGAACGAGCAUGAUCCUGCGCUGGAUAAAGAGGAGGCCACGGCUAUUGAGGCUACGCGCACAAAGUCCGAGCCAGAGUAUAUCUCUGGCAUGAAGCUGUAUUCUUUGCUGGCCGCGCAGACGCUGGUGUUUUUCUUGGUUAUGAUUGACAUGUCGAUUGUUGCUACUGCUACGCCGAAUAUCACGAGUGCCUUUCACUCUCUGACAGAUGUGGGUUGGUAUGGAAGUGCGUAUCAAUUGGCUUGUGCCUCUCUUCAACCGCUCGCCGGAAAAAUCUACUCCAACUUUCGUGCCAAGUGGACGUUUUUGAUCUUUUUUGGAAUCUUCGAGUUCGGCUCUCUCCUCUGCGGUGUCGCCACCUCGUCCAAGAUGCUCAUUGUGGCUCGAGCCGUCGCGGGCAUUGGCAGCUCCGGGCUCAUGAAUGGUGGUUUGACCAUCAUUUCGGCGUCGAUCCCAUUGCACAAACGGCCCAAAUACUUUGGUAUGUUGAUGGGUAUAUCCCAGAUGGGAAUUGUGUGCGGACCGCUUCUCGGUGGUGCAUUCACUACGUAUGUGAGCUGGCGAUGGUGCUUCUAUAUUAACCUUCCCGUCGGCGCCAUCGCUGCCCUCUUGUUCGUCUUUGUCGAAGUGCCCGAGACAGUCAAGCCACGCACCAUGCCCGUUCUCCAAAUCAUCCGCACCAAACUCGAUCUCUUUGGGUUCGCAAUCUUCGCACCCGCCGCAAUCCAAUUUUUUUUGGCACUGGACUAUGGCGGCAACCAAUACCCCUGGGGCAGCUCCGUCGUGAUCGGCCUGUUCUGCGGCGCGGGAGUCAUGUUUAUUCUGUUUCUUGUGUGGGAGUACUACGAAGGUGACAAUGCGAUGAUGCCGUUCUCGAUGAUGAGAAUCCGGGCUGUAUGGUCAUCGUGUCUGGUCUCGUUGCUGUUUUUUGGAUGCGUGCAGGCGUCGACUUACUAUAUUCCGAUUUACUUUCAGACGGUGCGGCAAGCGUCGGCCAUGCUGAGUGGUGUGUAUACGCUGCCGUCUAUUAUCACGCAACUGUUUACUGGUGUGAUCUCUGGUAUUCUUGUCGGCAGACUUGGCUACUAUCUCCCCUGGAUGAUCGCCAGCAGCAUGGUAUGGGCCAUUGCCAGCGGCCUCAUCUCAACCUUCUCCCUACAUACUUCGACAGGACGCUGGAUCGGAUACCAGAUCCUAAUGGGCUUCGGACGCGGCCUGGGCAUGCAAAUCACCUUGAUUGCCAUCCAAAACGCCAUCCCACCAACCAUGGUGCCCGUGUCAAUGGCGCUCAUCUCCUUUUCGCAAACCUUUGGCGGAUCAGUGUUCCUCACCAUCGCCGAGACUAUUUUGUCAAAUAGUCUGACCACAAACCUGGCCAAGUACGCACCAGACGUGGACACGGCAGCUAUCGUGGCAGCGGGUGCCUCUGGCGUGAAAAAGGUUGUGGGCAACGACCCAACGAAACUCGACGAAGUCCUGACUGCUUAUGCGAAGAGUAUUAGCAAUAUCUUUUAUUUUGUGGUGGGCGCUUCGUCGCUCAUGUUUUGCGUGUCUUGGUUAAUGGGGUGGAAGGAUAUUCGGAAGAAGGAGAAGAAGAAGGUGCCUGUUGAGGAUCCGGAAAAGUCCGCUGUGGCGGAGUAG
Messenger RNA from Talaromyces rugulosus, 1812 nucleotides. RefSeq lists its product as uncharacterized. Gene Ontology annotation, molecular function: transmembrane transporter activity. The record is from RefSeq and is a predicted model, not a curated record. Lineage: Eukaryota; Fungi; Ascomycota; Eurotiomycetes; Eurotiales; Trichocomaceae. The transcript is spliced from 6 exons. Gene Ontology annotation, biological process: transmembrane transport. Bases 1 to 1812 code for a protein of 603 amino acids.